AUGUUCCCAUUAUCAUGGAUAAUGGUACCGGCUACAGCAAGCUUGGGUAUGUGGAACACAAACACAAUUAAGACCGCGCGACUCUGGAUGCAGCAAACCUAUGCCGGUAACGAUUCCCCUUCUUAUGUCUUUCCCACCGUGAUUGCUACUCGGUCCACCGGACCUACGGCUUCGGGAAGACCAGCGGCUUCCAGCAAGCCCUCUUUUCUUGCUUCAAAGUCGGGUGGACACUUGUCGAGCAAGCGCGGAACGGAGGAUCUUGAUUUCUUUAUUGGAACUGAAGCUUUGGGAAAGGCUACUGCCGGAUACUCGUUGGAUUAUCCCAUUCGUCAUGGUCAAAUCGAGAACUGGGAUCACAUGGAACGGUAUUGGCAGCAAUCACUUUUUAAGUACCUUCGUUGUGAGCCAGAAGAUCACUAUUUUCUCCUGACCGAACCUCCUAUGAACCCUCCAGAGAACAGAGAAACGACUGCCGAAAUUAUGUUUGAGUCUUUCAAUUGUGCCGGUCUCUACAUCGCCGUUCAAGCUGUUUUGGCAUUGGCUGCCUCUUGGACAUCUUCGAAGGUUGCCGAUCGUUCUCUGACUGGUACGGUCAUUGAUUCGGGUGACGGUGUUACUCACAUUAUCCCUGUGGUCGAAGGAUAUGUCAUCGGCUCCUCUAUCAAGACGAUGCCCAUCGCCGGUAGGGAUAUUACUUACUUUGUGCAGUCGCUGCUCCGUGAUCGUAAUGAGCCCGACUCAAGUUUGAAAACCGCCGAACGCAUCAAGGAAGAGAUGUGUUAUGUUUGUCCCGACAUUGUAAAAGAGUUCUCUCGCUACGAUCAGGAGCCUGAACGUUACUUAAAAUACACUUCCACUUCGUUAACCGGACACGAGACGACCAUCGAUGUUGGUUUCGAACGUUUCCUUGCUCCUGAAAUCUUCUUCAACCCGGAGAUUUCUUCUUCUGAUUUCUUGACUCCUCUGCCCGAACUCGUCGACACGGUGGUGCAAAACUCGCCUAUUGACGUUCGACGUGGUUUGUACAAAAAUAUUGUUUUGUCUGGAGGCAGCACCUUGUUCAAAGAUUUUGGUCGCCGUCUCCAGCGUGACAUCAAGCAUCUCGUCGAUGCUCGUAUUCACCGCAGUGAACUUUUAUCAGGUGCCAAGAGCGGUGGUGUCGAGGUGAAUGUUAUUUCGCACAAGAGACAGCGUAACGCUGUUUGGUUUGGUGGCAGUUUGUUGGCACAAACGCCCGAAUUUUCUUCUUAUUGUCACACGAAAGCUGAUUACGAGGAGUAUGGCGCUUCCAUCGCCCGUAGAUACCAAAUCUUUGGAAAUUCUAUUUAA
Molecule: messenger RNA, 1329 nt
Organism: Schizosaccharomyces japonicus yFS275
Lineage: Eukaryota; Fungi; Ascomycota; Schizosaccharomycetes; Schizosaccharomycetales; Schizosaccharomycetaceae
Product: actin-like protein Arp3
Exons: 5
Coding region: 1-1329 (442 amino acids)
Biological process (GO): actin filament polymerization; actin cortical patch organization; Arp2/3 complex-mediated actin nucleation
Cellular component (GO): Arp2/3 protein complex; cytoskeleton; cell cortex of cell tip
Molecular function (GO): ATP binding; actin filament binding
Source: RefSeq, a predicted model, not a curated record